Messenger RNA from Medioppia subpectinata, 1929 nucleotides. The record is from the annotation of a GenBank genome assembly. Lineage: Eukaryota; Metazoa; Arthropoda; Arachnida; Sarcoptiformes; Oppiidae.
AUGAAGAAUAUACAUUCAAAUAAUAAUGAAAGCGAUUGUUUGCUGAGUUUGGAUUCAAUGAAUCAAAGAAUCCGUACAAUGGAGUACGCGGUCAGAGGAGCCAUACCUAUCAGGGCUACAGAAUUAGAGAAAGAGCUUAAAUCGGGUGUUAAGAAGCCAUUUGAUGAAGUGAUUCGCGCCAAUAUCGGUGAUUGUCAUGCCAUGAAUCAACAACCACUCACUUUCUUCAGACAAGUGUUGUCAGGAGUUUUGAGUCCCACUCAAUGCCUUUCAAACCCAGAUAUACCCGAAGAUGUGAAGCAAAGGGUAACUUUACUAUUAGAUGGAUUGGGUGGCAGAUCUGUGGGCGCAUAUUCUGACGCUUCUGGAGUGGAAAUCAUCCGAAGACAUGUCGCUGAAUAUAUCGAAGAAAGAGAUGGAAUACCAAGCGAUUGGUUAAACAUAGUGCUCACUACGGGUGCCUCUGAGGGCGCAAAAGCCAUGCUUUCAUUUAUCAAUUCGGGCUCAACUGAUGGCAUUCCGACGGAAUUAGAGAAAGAGCUUAAAUCGGGUGUUAAGAAGCCAUUUGAUGAAGUGAUUCGCGCCAAUAUCGGUGAUUGUCAUGCCAUGAAUCAACAACCACUCACUUUCUUCAGACAAGUGUUGUCAGGAGUUUUGAGUCCCACUCAAUGCCUUUCAAACCCAGAUAUACCCGAAGAUGUGAAGCAAAGGGUGACUUUACUAUUAGAUGGAUUGGGUGGCAGAUCUGUGGGCGCAUAUUCUGACGCUUCUGGAGUGGAAAUCAUCCGAAGACAUGUCGCUGAAUAUAUUGAAGAAAGAGAUGGAAUACCAAGCGAUUGGUUAAACGUAGUCCUCACUACGGGUGCCUCUGAGGGCGCAAAAGCCAUGCUUUCAUUUAUCAAUUCGGGCUCAACUGAUGGCAUUCCGACGGUAUCCAUUAUAUUCGGCUACCAUUUUCUCACUACGGGUGCCUCUGAGGGCGCAAAAGCCAUGCUUUCAUUUAUCAAUUCGGGCUCAACUGAUGGCAUUCCGACGGGUGUUAUGGUUCCCAUACCUCAGUAUCCAUUAUAUUCGGCUACCAUUUGUGAAUUGGGAAUGCAUUUGAUUUCAUAUUAUUUGGACGAACAAAACGAAUGGGCGCUUAAUAUCGACGAAUUGAGCCGCGCUUACGAAGAAUCCAAGAGUCACUGCAAACCCAAAGCGAUUGUUGUGAUAAACCCGGGAAACCCAACCGGUUCUGUACUCACCCGACAUAAUAUUGAAGAUAUUAUUCGUUUUGCAAAACAAAACAAUUUAAUAAUAAUUGCUGACGAAGUAUAUCAGCACAAUAUCUGGAAAAAUGGGGCAAAGUUUUACUCAUUUAAGAAAGUAAUGCAUGAAUUAGGCAUAAGACUUGAAUUGGUGUCAAUGAUGAGCGCUUCCAAAGGUUUUAUGGGCGAAUGCGGUCUUCGGGGCGGAUAUUUAGAGAUCUCUAAUUUUGAUGCUCAGGUGAAGGCCAUGUUCUUGAAGAUGUUGAGCGCCCGACUCUGUUCAUCCAUUUUAGGCCAAAUAGCGAUGGAUUGUGUGGUGAAACCGCCUGCCAUUGGAUCGCCUUCUUAUGAGACGUUUAUUAAAGAAAAGGAAGAAGUCUUAGAAUCUCUACGAUUGAGGGCUAAACUGACAGCCGAUACGUUUAAUUCGAUACCAGGAAUAGUGUCCAAUCCAGUGGCCGGCGCUAUGUAUGCCUUUCCCAGAAUUGUUUUGCCAGAAAAAGCUAUUAAAGCGGCCGAAGAGAGGGGACAGAAAGCAGACUUUUUCUAUGCGAUGACUUUACUGGAAAAGGCGGGUAUUUGUGUAGUGCCGGGCUCUGGCUUUGGCCAAAUUCCUGGUACUUAUCACUUCCGGACCACUAUUUUGCCACAAAUUGACAAAUUGGAGAAAAUGAUGAAA